Messenger RNA from Nerophis ophidion (straightnose pipefish), 5701 nucleotides. It is a transcript of the gene prxl2c, whose product is annotated as peroxiredoxin like 2C. NCBI's taxonomy places the organism in Eukaryota, Metazoa, Chordata, Actinopteri, Syngnathiformes, Syngnathidae. Bases 706 to 1389 code for a protein of 227 amino acids. The transcript is spliced from 6 exons. The record is from RefSeq and is a predicted model, not a curated record.
CUUCUGCAUUUUUGACAUGUCGAUUAGUCAUGAGUUGGAGUUGCACGGCUUUCUGUAAAUAGUCCCAGCUUCCCGUGGAAGAUUGAAGAGAUCAUAAUCAUAGUAGAAAACAAAAAAAGGCAGGCCAUUAUUACUACAUGUGCAAUGGGAAGAUAUUUGCACUAGAGCUGUCAAACGAUUAAAAUAUUAUAUCGUGAUUAAUCGUUUUGUGUUCAUAGUUACCUCAAAAUUACCAUAACAUACCAUACCAACUUUAUUUAUAAAGCCCUUUUAAAGGCCUACUGAAACCCACUAAUACCGACCACGCAGUCUGAUAGUUUAUAUAUCAAUGAUGAAAUAUUAACAUUGCAACACAUGCCAAUAUGGCCGGGUUAGUUUACUAAAUUGCAAUUUUAAAUUUUGCGCCGAAAUAUCAGGCUGAAACGUCUCGGUAUGAUGACGCGUGCGCCUGACGCCACGGAAUGUCGAGGACAUUUUGUUCCAACAUCGUUCCCAGCUAUUAGCUCGUCUGUUUUCGUCGUGAAAUUCCACAGUAUUCUGGACUUUUGUGUUGCUGAAUCUAUUGCAAUUUGUUCAUUGGACAAUGGAGACAUCAUAGAAGAAAGCUGUAGGUGGGAAGCGGUGUAUUGCGGCAGGCUUUAGCAAGACAAACACAGCCAGUGUUUCAUUGUUUACAUUCCCGAAAGAUGACAGUCAGGCUUUACUAUGGAACAGAGAUGUCAAGCGAACACGGUUGGAUUGGACCACACACACAAAGUACAGUGUAUUAUGCAGCGAUCAUUUCGAAAGAUCGUGUUUCGAAGAGGGUUCCUUGCGAAGGGCAGUGAUGGGCAUCGCCACCACCCGUCGACUGGUGCUGAAGAAAGGUGUGGGGCCGACAUUCAGGUUUUACAGAAUUUCUUGUGCUACAGCUGUAAAGAAUACAUGGAUGAUUUGAGCAAAAUACCCAAAGAGGUGCUGGAGGAUGCUGAGGUGGAUCUUGUUGUGAUUGGUCAGUCUGCUCAUUAUCACAUAGAGCCUUUCUGCUCGCUGACGGGCUAUCCUCACGACAUCUACGUGGACCCCGAGAGGAUUAUUUACCAGAAGUUGGGGAUGAAAAGAGAAGAGAAAUUUACAAAUUCAGCCCAACCAAGUCCUCACGUGAAGUCUGGUGUCUUCAUGGGCCAGAUGAAGAGCAUAUGGAGAGCCAUGAUGAGUCCUGCUUUCGACUUCCAGGGUGAUCUUCAUCAGCAAGGUGGAGCCAUCAUUGCAGGGCCAGGCUCUCAAGUGCAUUUCUCCCAUUUCGACAUGAACCGUCUGGACCACAUGCCCAUUAACUGGCUCCUGCGACUGGCAGGAGUUCAACAAACUGUACACUUUGGUGAGAAGGCGAAAGUCAUCCAUGUGUAGUCAGCUGACAUCGCUUGCACAUCUUAUUUAAGCUCGGUAAGUCAGCAUGUUGGAGAAAAAGCCUAACAAGUCUCUAUCAUUGACAAGUUCUGUUCUGCAUCCCAACUUGGCUUUUUGUUGUAGCAAUGCUUUCUAUUAGGGAUGUCCGAUAACAUCGGACUGCCGAUGUUAUCGGCCGAUAAAUGCUUUAAAAUGUAAUAUCGAAAAUUAUCGGUACCGGUCUCAAAAAAGUAAAAUUUAAGACUUUUUAAAACGCCUCUGUGUACACGGACAUAGGGAGAAGUACAGAGCGCCAAUAAACCUUAAAGGCUCUUACUCUGCGUGCCAGCCCAAUCACAAAAUAUCUAUGGCUUUUCACACACACACACACACACACACACACACAAGUGAAUGCAACGCACACUUGGUCAACAACCAUACAGGUCACACUGAGAGUGGCCGUAUAAACAACUUUAACACUGUUACAAAUAUGUGCCACACCAAACAAGAAUCAUAAACACAUUUCGGGAGAACAUCCGGACCGUAACACAACAUAAACACAACAGAACAAAUACCCAAAACCCCUUGCAGCACUAACUCUUCUGGGACGCUACAAUAUGUUACGCAGAGGUUAAUCUCACCACACCUGGUGUGUGUGUGUGUGUGUGUGUGUGUGUGUGUGUGUGUGUGUGUGUGUGUGUGUGUGUGUGUGUGUGUGUGUGUGUGUGUGACAAUCAUUGGUAUUUUAAAGGCCUACUGAAACCCACUACUACCGACCACGUAGUCUGAUAGUUUAUAUAUCAAUGAUGAAAUAUUAACAUUGCAACACAUGCCAAUACGGCCUUUUUAGUUUACUAAAUUGCAAUUUUAAAUUUCCUGCGAAGUGUCGUGUUGAAAACGUUGCGGUAUGAUUACUUGUAUGAUGACGCGUGCGUUUGACGUCUCGGGUUGUAGCGGACAUUAUUUUCCAGCCCGAUCCAAGCUAUAAGUAGUCUGCUUUAAUCGCAUAAUUAAACAGUAUUCUGGACAUCUGUGUUGCUGAAUAUUUUGAAAUGUGUUCAAUUAAUAAUAGAGAAGUCAAAGUAGAAAGAUGGAGGUGGGAAGCUUUUAGCCUUUAGCCACACAAACCCACGGUGUUUCCUUGUUUAAAAUUCCCGGAGGUGAAGCUUUACUAUGGAUCAGAGCGGUCAAGCGAACAUGGAUCCCGACUACAUGUCAACCGGCAGUUUUCGGUGAGAAAAUUGUAGUAAUAAGUCGGCUCUUACCGGAGCUCAGCGGAGCUUCUGUCCUGCUGCGGCUGCCGUGACUUCCCUCAGAGACUCUGGCGUCAACACACCCGUGGCCACACCCCUCCGACUUUCAGGUACUAUUUAACUCACUAAAACACUAGCAACACAAUAGGCAGAUAAGGGAUUUCCUAGAAUUAUCCUAUUAAAUGUGUCUAAAAACAUCUGAAUCGCUCCCACUGCAAUCAACUUUUUUUUUUCUUUUUUCUAGUCCUUCACUCUAAAUUUCCUCAUCCACGAAUCGUUCAUCCUCGCUCAAAUUAAUGGGGAAAUUGUCGCUUUCUCGGUCUGAAUAGCUCUAGCUGCGGCUGGCUAUGAUUGUAAACGAUGUGAGGAGGCUUACAACCCGUGACGUCACGCGCACAUCGUCUGCUACUUCCGGUACAGGCAAGGCUCUUUUAUUAGCGACCAAAACUUUAUCGUCGGUGUUCUCUACUAAAUCCUUUCAGCAAAAAUAUGGCAAUAUCACGAAAUGAUCAAGUAUGACACAUAGAAUGGACCUGCUAUCCCCCUUUAAAUAAGAAAAUCUCAUUUCAGUAGGCCUUUAACUAUUAACUUUUACCCAGGGUCGGUUCUAAGCAGGCAUAUAGGAGGGGGCAGUCAGAAAUGGACGCUGGUCCAUUAUGUUCCAGCACUUUUUUCUGUCUAUACAGUAGUAACAUUGCUGCCUUUUCAUUGUAUUUGGCUGUUAGAGAAAAAUACCAAAAAAUAUUCCUGGGCGCGGCACUGCUGCUGCUCACUGCUCCCCUCACCUCCCAAGGGGUGAUCAAUGGGAUGGGUCAAAUGCAGAGGACUAGUGUGUGUGACAAUCAUUGGUAGUUGAACGCUAACUAAGAUGUUGGUAGCUCUUAACCACAAUACGUAUCAAUCGAACAGGUGGAACCAGAAAAUAAAAGUAAAAUAAAUAAAAUAAAGUAUCCGUCAUUCACAUUUUGUCAAUCAUCACAACAUUUAUCUUAAGGAGGCCUAAUUGUUAAAUUGAAUUUGACCUUUUGUAAGACUUAACACACAAUAGUCAGUAUUAACAAAACUGACAAGUACAGCAAUCUUAUGAAUAAUACAAAAACAUUCUUCUCAAACUUGUUUAUCAGGUCAGCUGCAUCAUGCCGCAAGGUUUUUGCAUUCUCCCCUUUUUUACACACAGAAACUUAAAAACUAUUGUUUACCUAAUGCCUCUAGCUAAGCAGAUGUGUAGUGAAACGGAGUUACGAUGCAUGCCUUCAUCAUCAUUUAUUUAAGUGCAGUAGAAGCAGCAAAUACACAUAGCUAACUUACUUUUUUUUUCCUGAGGGAACCCUCCUGAAGGAAUCAAUAAAGUACUAUCUAUCGAUCUACAGUUGUGUAGGUGUCACAAUGACUCUCCUGCUAGAUGGCAUCAUGUAGCAUCAACAAUAAAAUGUGUCCUCUUUACUUUCUGUCAGGUGUUCGCAUAUUACCAUGUGGAACAUGUUAAAUCCACACAUUUUUGUUUUGGCGGAAAUUCACAUAUGGUGUAUAUGCUUUUAAAGAACUGUGAUGGGAUAUAUUCCAAACUGGUCUACAAGACAGAAGUAAAUGUGAUUGGAACGGACAAGCAAUAGAAAAUGGAUGGAUGGACUGGACAACAUCUUUUCUUGUUUUCAUUGGUCUACACUGGUUUACUGAGGGCUGAGGGGGAUUUAUUAUAUUAACAUAUUGCAUAUUUUCAAUAUGCAAUAUGUUAAUAUUGUGAGUAUUUUAAAAUAUACUUUCUUAACUUAAAACGUAUUGAUUUGGGGGUGAAAUACAUUUAUUUGUACACAAGUUAGCUAUUCUUUUUACAUAAAUGUGUACAUUGAGAUGUUUUGGUUUGUGGUUAUUAUUAAUACCCUCGUUUUUAAUCACACAGAUAUUUGUUAAUAUAUUGUUGUCGUUGUGUCCUUGGGCAAGACACUUUACCCAUCCCAGUGCCACCCACAGUGGUAUAUAUGUAAAAAAAUUAGAUAUUGGGUUUCACUUUGUAAAGCGCUUUGAGUCACUAGAGAAAAAGCGCUAUAUAAAUAUAAUUCACUUCACUUAGAGGUUAGUGCGUGUGCCUCACAAUACGGAGCUCCUGGGCUCAGGAUCUUUCUGUGUGGAGUUUGCAUGUUUGCCCCGUGACUGCGUGGGUUCCGUCCGGAUACGCCGGCUUCCUCCCACUUCCAAAGACAUGCACCUGGGGAUAGGUUGAUUGGCAACACUAAAUUGGCCCUAUUGUGUGAAUGUUGUCUUUCUAGCUGUGUUGGCCCUGUGAUGAGGUGGCGACUUGUCCAGCGUGUACGCCGCCUUCCGCCCAAAUGCAGCUGAGAUAGGUUCCAGCACCCCCCACAACCCCUAGAGGGAUAAUCCAUCCAUCCAUUUUCUACCGCUUACUCCCUUUUUGGGGGCGCUGGCGCCUAUCUCAGCUACAAUCGGAUGGCCUAUUAUGAAAUUAUAAAUUAUUACAAUUAAUAUUUGGAACAUUGAUUUAUUCAAAUAAUAUUACAUAUACAUUACAAAGAUCAUUUAUAUUUUAAGCAGGUCUUGGCAGACCAUUUGGACUGAAAGACACUGAAGGAAAUGGAUUAACUCAUAUUACGAUUUGCAUAUGGUGAAUGUUUAUAUUCAUCUUGGAGAAAGCAACCCACCAAUUUAAAUUGUAGGUAUUUAAUUUUGGGCACAUAACAUAAGGCCCUUUAGUAUUGACAUUUGUGUGUGGAUUGGACGAGAUCACGGAAAAAUGGACAGUAAAAUUGGGCCUCGGUAUGCAAAAGUGAUGGCCCUAUCCGUAAGAAGAGACUACACGUUUAGCUUAAUGCCAACAUCAAAGUAAUGAGCGGCAACUGUUGUUUUUCAGGCACUUACACACAAACAUCCCCUUUAUGGUCAGGACGCGCUCUCCUAACCUAGCACACACGCACACACAAAGAGAGACAGGAGGUAGGAAUAUAAAAGCUGAUGGUUUGGUUUCUUCAAGUUAGGAGUGCCUCAUUUUUUGACUUGACCUCCUCCAGGAACUGCAGUCCUGUAAAAUGACUCUUGCUUGUAAUAAAGCAACUUUUUGUUCACUA